CUCGCUGUCCUGUCUUGUCUUGCGCUGGCGGGUUGGUAACUAGUGCACCAAGACUGGCCGGACAAGUUACAACUGUUCCCACAACGCCUCCAUAGUUAACGACGUUAUAUUUUUUCGCCAUCCAUCGGCCUUGCAACGCCUGGUGGACGGACCCUGCAGCCCUAACUGAAAGCUGCGUCGGCCGACUGUGAUUCGAUGCUAUAGAGCCGGCUGAGUCCCGCGGUCUAUUUGCUCGUUAUUCCAUCGACCAAAUAUCUUGACCCUUUCUUUUCUCUGUUUAUUUUUUGUUUUAGGUUCCAUUUUUGGGUUCAACCUUUUGCCUGGACCAGUAUUUAUAUUUACUCGACGUUUUCCCCGGACAUAUUUAUCGAGGAUCGAGGAGAGAGGACUGGAUAUCUCUCUCUCUUCCUCUUCUCCCCUUUCUUCCCCCCUUUUCCUCUGUGCUGUGCUCUGCCCGGACCUCCUGCGCUGGAGUGCCUGGUUCAGCUCAGUGUGUUUCUAACCCAGUCGUCUCUUUUCCUAGUUUUUCUGUCCCUUCUGUACCACCAGCGGCGUCAGGACGAGAGGCUCCAGUUUUUGUCUUUUUCUUUCGGGUAAGAUAAACGCAAAAAAAAGUUGAACUUUGACCUUUUAGACAUCCGGGUGCCCGUUUUCGAUCUGCCGUGCGUUUUUUUCUCUUUAUUUUUCUGCUGUUGACUCUACCUCUCGAUACCGUCCGGGCGUCUUUCUGUGCGAUAGGCUAGGGCUUUUUUUGUUUUCCGUUUAUGUCUAUCGAUAAGCUUGUCGACGAGCCUCCUUGACCUUGAACGACGUCACCGGCAGCCAACCCCAGCAUCGGAAUCCAUCGCCAGUCCGAUACGCGCCUGAUCUGUGCGACUAAUGACCGUCUCUCCAUCUCCCCAGUACUCGGUUUCGUCUAGGAAGGAUUCGAUUCGGCACCAUGGCCUGCGCGGACGUGGAGAUGCUCGACACCCGGAGCCCGUUGUGCCGUGUGGGAGAUACUCCUUUGGUUGAUGGGGGGUUGAUGGCAUCAGAAAGGAGGCUGCGGCAUCGUUCGACCGUGGGACGAUUGCCAACCUGGUCGUCUCCAACUUCCGGGAACAUCACAUGGUGCAUCUCGCCAAAAGUGGAGGUAUAUUCAACACGUAAUCGUAAUUCUACGGGAGCGCCUAGUCGCAUAGAUGACCUCAAAGCCAUACUGGAGGCAGCCUUCUCGACUCCAGAAGCAUCUCCGCUACCGUCUUACGAUGAUGCGAUUCUCGAUUUGCCGCCAGACUACGCUUGCGACGAAUAUGCUCGCGCACAUGUUGAUACACAGGCCGGUCCUGCUCCAGCCAGGCACCGCUCAACCAAAAAGCCAUCUUCGUUAUUUCAGGAUCCGCUUAUGAACAUACCAGUUGAUUUCAAAGAUACAUCUAGGUUCAGGGAGGCAAAGAAGAAAAAGCCUACUAAGAAACCUGCGCCCGUAGCAGACCCGUGGGCAGAUACUACACCCGAGAAAGAUUCCGGCGCAGGCCAGGAGGAAAAAGAUGCUUCGGGAGGCGGCGCCGACGGAGGUGAUGGCGGAGGUGAUAAUGGUGGUGGUGGAGGAGACGACGCCGGCGGAGGAGGAGGUGGUGGUGGCGGCGGUGAUGACCCCGGAGGUAAUGAUGAUAAAGGUGGAGGUGACGAAGAGGCUGACCAAGGCUCAAGCAAGAAAAAGAAGAAGAAGAAGAAGAAGCAGGAGGAAGAAGAAGAGAAGAAGAGACUGGAAGAGGAGGAAGAGAAGAAACGACUUGAGGAAGAAGAGGAGAAGAAACGCCUGGAGGAAGAAGCCAAGGCAAAGGAGAACGCUGGCGGCGAUCUAUCCUGGGCCGAUGAUACCAAUGCAGACACCAGCUGGGGCGACCAUGGAAUUGCUACCACAUCCAAAAAGAAGAAGAAAAAGGGCAAGAAUGCUGCUACCGAGCUUCCCCCUCCUGAUCCAGCACCAAAUGCGUUCCAGGAUGUCAGCUUGGAUGAUGGCGCUGCAGCGCCUCAGAUUGGCAUGUCCUUUGGCGGAGAAGAUACCAAGGGUUCUACGGGAUUCAGUUUUGGCGGCUGGGGAAAGGACUGGAAUACAGGCGGCGAGCUUGAUCUUGGUGCAAACGGUGAUACCAAAGAUGACGGCCUGAAUCCCUGGGGUGGUACCAGCAAGAAGAAUAAGAAGAAAUCUACGGGAUCCGACGCAUUUGACUUUGGUUUUGAAUCUAAUGGUCUCGACGGUAACAAUGCCGAUCAUGCUGGGGAUGUAGGCGCAGACAGGAACCUGACAAUUCCUGGGGAUUACCCGCUCCCACGACUGCGAAGGAUAAAAAGAAGAAGAAAAAGGGCGCUGCUGAACCCGCUGCUGCCGAAGAAAAAGAUUCUGGUGGCCUCGGUGAUUGGGCUGACCUCGCCAUGCCGAAGAAGAGCAAGAAGAAUUCCGCGUCUCCUUGGGGUUUUGGACAAUCAAGCCGAUCCUGAGCCAGAACCCGAACCCGAACCAGCUCCUGAGCCCGUUGCCGAGGAAAAGCCUCCAGAAGAGGAUCCCGGGGGUGCUACGCCUGCGCCGUUGUCCAAGAAGGACAAAAAGAAGAAAAAGAAGAAGGGCGCAGCAGACCCUGAACCCGAACCCGAACCUGUCCCUGAACCUGCUCCUGAGCCCGUAAAGGAAGAGGAGCCGGUUAAGGAAGACCCGCCGCCUCCUGAGGAGGAAGAUUGGGGUGGUUUUGGAACCACCGCUUCAGCUAAGAAGGAUAAGAAAAAGAAGAAAGGAGCGUCCUUACUUGAUCCAGUCCCGGAGCCUGAGCCUGAACCCCCCAAGGAGGAAGAAAAGCCUGCUGAGGAGUCGUUCAAUUCCUGGGACGCUGUUCCAGCCCCAACCAGCAAAAAGGAUAAGAAAAAAAAAAGGGGGGCCGCGGCCGCGGAGCCCGUUAUCGCGGAACCUGAACCCGUGCCCGAUCCGGAACCAGUCGUUGAGGCCCCGCUGGCGGAAGAAAAGCAAGAAGACAGCUUCUGGAGUUCACUGGCCACCCCAUCUUCAGGCAAAAAGGACAAGAAAAAGAAGAAAGGCGCCGCCGCGGCAGCGCCGGUAAUACCGGAAACCGUACCCGAACCAGAUCCUGUGCCUGAACCCGAACCGGUCGUUGAGCCAGCUCCGGCCGAGGAAAAAAAGCCUGCUGAAUCUGCUGGAUGGGGUUUCGGUCUUCCUUCCACCACUUCCCAGAAGAAAAAGAAGAAGGGCGGUGCUGCUGAUCCACCGCCUCCGCCACCACCCCCUCCUGAGCCUGAGCCAGUGGUUGAGGAAACUAAGGAAGAGGAGCCGGAGAGUUUCUGGGGAUUUUCCAGUUCAAAGAGCAAGAAGAAGAAAAAGAAGGAUGAGCUCGAGCCUGCACCCGCGGAGCCUGAGAAGUCGAAGGACCUGUUUGAUAAUGAUACAUGGGGGAAUGAAUUUGAUCAGGACAAGUCGAAGGGUACUGAAGAAAAGGGCAAAACAGCAGACCCUGUAACGCCGGGGGCCUUUGAUUUCGGUGAUGACCCUGCACUGGAAGCUACGGGAGCCGGGGACGAAGUGGACUGGUUUAACUUAGGCAAUGGCAAGAAGUCUACUAAAAAUGAGGACCCUCUUGACAUACCGGAGUUCAUAGAUGAGGCUGCCGAGGAUACUAUGAAAAAAGAAGAGGAAGAGAAGAAGCCUGCCGUGAAAGAGACCAAGCUGUCCAAGAAAGAUAAGAAAAAGAAAGCUGCUGCUGCCGCCGCUGCCGCUACUACUGAUCCGGUGCCAGAGGAGCCACCAGCAGAAGAACUGCCCAAAGUUGACUUCUUCGAGGAUACCAAAGCGGAGCCUGACCUGCUGGCUCCUCCACCUGUUGAUGACUUUGACAGUUGGGAUACUGGAGCUGGGGCAACAACCAGUAAGAAGGACAAGAAGAAGAAGAAGGGUGCAGUGACAGCUCUCCCCGACCCGGAACCAGAGCCCGCACCAAUAGCAGAGCAGACAGAGUCUAAUGACGUGGGUUUUGGAUGGAGCUUUGGUGGUACGACAAGCAAAUCGAAGAAAGGAAAGAAAGGAACCACUGUCGAAGCAGACACGGCCAGUAAGGCGCCAGAGAAAGAUCCGUUUGUUUUGGACGAUCUGCUCGACCAACCAGCUGCGGACACAAAGAAGAAAAAGAAGAAGGGUACAAAGUCAAUUAUUGAUGAACCAGUGGUUGCUGCCCCGGACCCUGAACCAGAACCGGUAGUCGAACCCGAGCCCGAGCCCCAGCCGGAACCCGAACCCGAACCCGAACCCGUUCAAUCUUCAUCCUGGAGUCUCUGGGGUUCUUCGAAGCCUACAAAGGAGAAGAAGUCUAAAUCAAAAGCUACUGUACCUGAGGUCAAAGAGGAACCGGAAAAAGCAGCCAAAGGCAAGAAGGGUAAAAAGGCUACAGAAGAGGUUGUUGACGUGACCCCGCAGGAUGAUGGUGUUGGUUCAGGAGAGUUGGUGCCCGUUCCCAAAGCCCAGGACGAAAGUACCUGGGACAUCUGGGGUACGAUCACCAACAGCAAGAAGAAAGGCAAAAAGGGCGCCAGCGAACUGCCGCCGCCUGCGCCUACACCUCCAGAAUUUCCACCUGAACAUGGAGGGGAUGGCAUGGGCGAUACGUGGGAUGAUAUUACUGCUCCCUGGCCGACCUCUAUCAAGAAAGGCUCCCUCUCACGAACAACUACAUCAACAUCAAAGGCGUCACACAUUGAAGAGAGCAAACUCAGUAAGACCAGAGGCAAAGGACUUGAGGUCGUCGAUGUAUCCGAGACCCCCAACCUCGAUACUCCGGCUGAGGACGUGUCGGCCGCAAAAGCUGCCAAAGGAUACUGGAGUAGCUUUGGGCUGGCAUCAGGUGGCAAGACCAGCAGCAGCAAAGCUGCCAAGGGAGAUGUAGAUGCACCAGCAGACGACCUGCUCGACCUUGUUGAAGAAGAAGAGCCCAAGCCCGCCGCUAGUAAGACAACUAGUAAGGCCGAAAAGGCCAGUGCCAAAGCCUUGAAGAAAGAGAAAAAGGAGAAAGAUGCCAAAAAGGAGAAGAAGCUGGACGUUGGUGAUCAAGAAGUGAAAGGAGACGAAGGUUCGCUUGAAGCGGCUAGCGCGCCUGCGGCUGACAAAGCGACCAAGCAACCAACUUCUUCUGCGACUGCGACCACCUCAGCGCCCAAAGCACCAGGCAAGUCGUCCGUUGCCGAGCGCAUCAAGCAGUUGGAGCAGAAGAAGGCCGAUAAGGAGGCCGCGAAGGCGCCCAAGACCAAGGAGAAGGCCAAACCCGACCCGCCCCCGCCCGUCGAGCCUGUUCCUGAACCAGAGAUCUUAGAGCCGGCGGAGGAGCCCGCAACCAAGGCCGCAAAGCCCUCAAAGAAAGACGCCGCGGCUUUGAAAACCAAGACGUCCUCCAUGUCCAAGACGAAGACAAAGUCCAAGUCAAAGAAAGCAGCGGAAGAAGACCCAGCGCCGGAACCCGUUGCUGAGCCUGAACCUGCGGUGGUAGCUAAGGAGCCGACCCCACGUGAUUCUGUGCCUGGAAGCUUCCCAGGCGCAAUUGACGAGCUGGCUGAUAUCGAAGAGCACGAAGAGCCUAGCAAGGCGGAAGAAGCAGCACCGCCUCCGCCACCAGAGCAAGAGGCAGCUGAGUUGAAGGAGCUUCUAUCAGACCCGGACGCAGGAUCAUCGCAACGUCCAUCAACAGCAAAAGCCGACGGAGAUGUAGCCGAUGAAAUGUUUGGCUCGACACCAAAGAAGUCGGCUAAGAAAGAACGUGCUAGGAUCGAUCGGAGCUCCGGAGCUGCAUCUUGGGCUCUCUGGGGCGCUGCCGGGGCAUCGGGACCCGCUCCAAAGAAAUCAUCAUCAAAAAAGGAACCCAAAUCUAAGGAUCCCGCUGAGCCUGUUGUGAAGAAGGAGAAAGAAAGGGAAAAGGAUAAGGACAAGGAGAAGCCUUCUGGUCUGAGCAGGUCGAAAUCUUCAGCUACCAAGAAAGAGAAGGUUUCCAGCUUAGGGGCUGAAGUGGAGAAAUCCUCUGGCUCAGACAAGGAUAAACGUGCUUCGCGGCCCUCUAAACACAGCCGUGGGAUGAGUUUUCCCUUUAUGCUAUCGGGACCGCCACCGCCGCCUGUCCGGUCGAAAAGCACUAAGCGAGCGUCUGCAUCGAAGCCAACUUCCAGAAGACACUCUGUUGAGCUUGACGAUUCAGGCCUUUUGACCCCUCGCGAGAGUCCCGAUAUUCCAGACAAGGCUGCAAGGAUGAUGGGUGUGGAGUCAUCCAAGCGCGUCAAACGCAGCUCCAGCCAUAAGAAGAAAUCAGUCCCACGCGACCCAUAUGCACUUGACGAUGACGUAGAAAUGUUGAGUCCUGAUGAUGGCUUAAUCUCCCCUCCAGGCAAAUCUUCAAAGGACCCAGAGCGACGCAGAUCAAGGAAAGAGUCUAAGAAACACAGCAGUGACCCAGCUUUAACGCCGUCAGGUGAAAUGCCAAUGGGCAGAGAUGACUUUGGAGUCAUGAAUCACUCCUCGAGAGAGCCUGCGCCCCUUCGUCGCUCUAACACAUCUCCCAAGCGUCCCGAAGGACUGUUUGGCUUCUUGUCUCUAAGGAAGCCUGGAGCCCGGGCUCCAGAGGUCCGCGAGCGCCCCAAAUCUCGCUCUCGUCAUGAGUCCUCAAGAAGAGAAACAGACAGAGAAAAGGAUGAAUCCAGACGCCGAAGGAGAUCCGUGAGGCCGGACACUGAUGGCGAAGGCUUCACCACCGAUGCAAUGAGAACCGGCAAUAACAGCCCUACCGAGGAAGCUGAGGCUCGGAGGGCAAAACGCAAGGCAGAGCGGGCACGGCUGCGUGAAGAAAGGGAUGAAAGAGCUCGUGAGGCUGAGCGUGAAGGCCGCCGACAAAAACGGCAUGCCAGAGAAAUGGAGGACCUCCCCCAUGAAUCUAAACGAGACAAGAAAUCAGACCGCCGCUCUCGUUCGGAGAGACCACCAAAAGACCCUCUCUCCCCUCAUGAAAGCCGUCGCCAUCGCUCUCAUCGUACUGAGGAUGAAGGUGGGAAGCCUAGGAGGCGUCGAUCCUCACCGGAUCAUCACCGGUCUCGACGUGAGAAGUCAUCUCGUCAUGAACAAGCUGUUCCCUACCCCGCCAUGGUAAAUGGAGGCAAAGAUAAAACCUCGUCUUGGGUGAAAUCUCAGAUCUCAGACCCUCCUGAGGCUCCUCCUAUCGUGGCUACGGUUAUCGAUGUGCCCGACCCUGCAAGGGAGCCUCAUGCUUCCUUAUCAUCCGACGAAGAGGCACGAAGAGCCAUCCAUCGUCGUUCCCGAAGGAAGUCCCGUCCUGUUGACCCAAUGGACAUGGAUUUUGACAGACGACCUCGCAGACGUGAGUCUCGCCGCGAAGGCCGUGACCCAGUGCGAAGCAAUGAAAGCAGCGGCGAUAUGGACCAUCGUUACGGUGGUAUGAACACCAAGCGGACGAGCUGGUUUAAGAAACUCACCAGUGGCUUUUGA
Molecule: messenger RNA, 7519 nt
Organism: Trichophyton rubrum CBS 118892
Lineage: Eukaryota; Fungi; Ascomycota; Eurotiomycetes; Onygenales; Arthrodermataceae
Exons: 7
Coding region: 941-7519 (2192 amino acids)
Source: RefSeq, a predicted model, not a curated record